AACUAGACUCCUCCUCUUCGACGUGAACGCGCCUUAAGCCGAAUUAGAAAAUCCUGGGUUAACAAAGCUCAUUGAUAUCUAGCUUCUUUUUAACGACCAUUUGUUCUUCGUUUCUAUCGCCGAGACAGUAUUUUUAAUAUGUGCCGCGUGUGGUAAUUAGUGGACAAACUGGUUAAUCUCGGGGUUUGUUGCGUGUUCGUAGCUGUGGGUUACGAUUUGAUUACUAAAUCUAGCAUUUAAACAUCUCGGAUAACUGCGCGCACCCGACUCUUCACACAGACAAUAUCAAUCGCACGUCGAAAACCAGAUCACAACUCAUGAACGCCAACAUAGAUUUCCAGAUGAUGAAAAAACAUGAGAGGGCACAUUUUUUCAGCUCUAGAGAGCAGGAGCUCAUUUUAAAGUGGUAUGAAGAGGAAAGAGAAAUAUUAACAGCCAAAUCCAACACUACCAGCGCCUCUAAACUGAGGGAGGAAGCCUGGCAGAGGAUUGCUGAUAAAAUAAAUGCAGUCUCAGACAGUGGCUACAAAAGGACAUGGCAGCAAGUGAAAGUCAAGCAUAAAAAUAUUGUGCAAACAGCAAAGAGAAGAAGAGCUGAAGUGAUCAGAAAUGAGGGUGGCUCCACCACCCCAUCGCUCAACUCUGCUGAAGAGGACGUGCUGCUGCACAGAGACAGCAGACUGAGGGUGGAUUUCCUGCCUGGAGGUGCUUGUAGUCCGCCACUGACAGGAUCUGACAACUCUUUUAUUAGUGUGUCGGGACAUCCGGUCCUCCUCCUGCCUGUCCCAAAGACUGAACCGGAGAGUCUGAGCAGUGACGAGACAGAUGUCAGCGAUGCACAUAUUGACACAGAUGUGCACAUUAGCACGUUCCAGGAGAGUCCUAACUCCACAUGUGCCGCAACCAGUAGCAGAACUGCAGAGAGGCAGACAGAAGACCUAAAAGCUAUUUACUGCUGUUAUCUCAAAAAGGAGAUAGAGAACCGCGACCAACAGAUGGCAUACAGAGCUCUGAAAAUGAAGAAGCUGGAAAAAGAAAUCCUGUUGCUUGAUAAACAGCUGAUGUGACUGUGUAGAGCUGUGCUACAGUUUUUUUCUCUAUGUCAAAGCAGUAGGUGGUAUAAAAUACACCCCCUGUGCACCAUCACUAACAUGUUGGUGCUUCUGUUACCCUGACCACAUCUGGAGAUGUGUAUGUGGGUCACAGCAGUGGUGGACACCCCUGCAUUUAUUACUGUGGCUCUGCCAUUAGUUUGAUCAAAUAUUUUAGUUUCAUUGUUACAGUAUUGCACUUUACGACUGUACAGAGUAGUCCUCAGAUCGGAAUAGUAAUCUUGAAAAUCGAAGUCUUUUUUUCAUUUUGGCAAAAGCAGGUUUUUACUUUUACGUUAAGCGAAUUGGUUGUAACUCACACACAAACGUAAGGUGUUUAAAUCAAUGUUUUUUUUUAUUUCAGGAUUUUUUUCUAGAGGCAAUAAUUUAAAAAUUAACUAAACAAAAUUAUUUUCUACAGACACCUUCAUCAGCUUUGUGUUUCUCUCCCAUUUGUCUUAAAAAAACAUUAAAACAUUAAAGAAAACUUAAUUUUAUUUUCAACAACGUAUCUAAAUCUAUAUUUUUUCAUAAACCAUUCAUAACAUCUUUCUUAAUAUAUUCCUUAUAUAUUUGCAUAUAUUUAUAAAGUUGCGCAAUUGCUCUUAUUAUUGGUGUGUUUUAGUUUUAAAUUGUUAGUACAUACAUGAGCUAACUACAUACUUUGUAAAACAA
This is a messenger RNA of Betta splendens (Siamese fighting fish), 1766 nucleotides long. RefSeq names its product GT1 domain-containing protein. Lineage: Eukaryota; Metazoa; Chordata; Actinopteri; Anabantiformes; Osphronemidae. The coding region runs from base 318 to 1067 and encodes 249 amino acids. The record is from RefSeq and is a predicted model, not a curated record. The transcript has 7 exons.